This is a messenger RNA of Photinus pyralis (common eastern firefly), 1437 nucleotides long. RefSeq names its product ras-related GTP-binding protein C (gene RagC-D). The transcript has 6 exons. Gene Ontology annotation, cellular component: Gtr1-Gtr2 GTPase complex; lysosome; nucleus. The record is from RefSeq and is a predicted model, not a curated record. Gene Ontology annotation, biological process: cellular response to amino acid stimulus; regulation of autophagy; positive regulation of TOR signaling. Lineage: Eukaryota; Metazoa; Arthropoda; Insecta; Coleoptera; Lampyridae. The coding region runs from base 164 to 1357 and encodes 397 amino acids. Gene Ontology annotation, molecular function: GTP binding; GTPase activity.
ACGUGGCAACGUCGCAUUGAUAUACUGAGUGGUCCAUCAAAACUAAAUCCUUAUCAUAUGAUAAAAACAGCAAAAAACUGUCGCGAUAACAUGGGAAGCGAUAAAACAAGGGCUUAGUUUACAAAAACAUUACUCAUUGUAAUUCUAAGGCAGUUUAAAUAGAAUGGUAAAUGAAAACGAUUUUGAGUCGUCGUAUCCGGACGACGAGGAAGUUGUGCCGUUCGACGGUCACGCCGGUUCCUUCCCCAAGGAGUUCGGUUACGGAGCAUUCGAUGGCGACCACGACGUUACGCUGUCGUCUAACAACGAGCAGAAGCCGCGAAUUCUCCUGAUGGGCUUACGAAGAUCCGGCAAAUCGUCAAUACAAAAGGUGGUCUUUCACAAGAUGUCGCCGAACGAAACGCUGUUCCUAGAAAGUACAAAUAAAAUAGUAAAAGACGACAUAAACAACUCGAGCUUCGUGCAAUUUCAAAUAUGGGACUUUCCCGGACAGAUAGACUUCUUCGAUUCGACGUUCGACUCGGACAUGAUCUUCGGCGGUUGCGGGGCGCUGGUCUUCGUCAUCGACGCGCAGGAUGACUACAUGGACGCGUUAAAUAAACUCAACAUAACCGUCACGAAGGCGUACAAGGUGAACCAGAACAUCAAGUUCGAGGUCUUCAUCCACAAGGUGGACGGUUUGGGCGACGAUUUUAAGAUGGAAUCUCAAAGGGAUAUUCAUCAGAGGGCGAACGACGAUCUGUCGGACGCCGGUUACGAUAAGAUCCAUCUCAGUUUCCAUUUGACCUCGAUUUACGAUCAUUCGAUCUUCGAGGCCUUUUCGAAGGUCGUUCAGAAGCUCAUCCCGCAACUCCCCGCCUUAGAGAAUCUUCUCAACAUACUCAAUACGAACUCGGCAAUCGAAAAAUCGUUCCUAUUCGACGUCGUCUCGAAAAUCUACAUCGCCACGGACUCGACGCCCGUCGACAUGCAAAGCUACGAGCUGUGCUGCGACAUGAUCGACGUCGUCAUCGACGUCUCGUGGAUUUACGGGUACAGCGUUCGGGACGAGCAGGAGACGACGGCCUUCGACGAGCAAAGCUCUAGUCUGAUCAAGCUCAACAACGGAACGGUGCUCUACCUUCGCGAGGUGAACAAGUUUCUCGCCCUCGUCUGUAUAUUGAGGGAGGACAAUUUCGAUCACAAAGGGGUCAUCGACUAUAACUUCUUGUGCUUUCGUGAGGCGAUCCAGCAGGUGUUUGAACUUCGUAAUAAGCAUCAAAGCAUGACAAACUCGUCGGGUAGUCCCAUCAUAAAUGGUAAAAACAUCGUCGGGGACACCCACAUGAACUCGAGCUUUAUCGACGAAACGAACUAGUGGGAUGUGUACAGCUUUCGUGCCUGCCGUUGAAAUAGGUUUUUUUAAUCGAAUUUUUAAUUUGUAUUAUUUGCAAAGUA